Molecule: messenger RNA, 543 nt
Organism: Striga hermonthica
Lineage: Eukaryota; Viridiplantae; Streptophyta; Magnoliopsida; Lamiales; Orobanchaceae
Source: the annotation of a GenBank genome assembly
AUGGCUGCCUCAAUGGUCUCAACCACCGCCCCCACCGUCGGCCGCUCGGCUUCGGCUCAGCCCGUCGUCUUGUCUCCCUUCCUCGGCGCCCGGUCGACCGGCGCUUUUCCCGGCACCCCCAAGCACUUCGACAUCACCAGCAUCACUAGCAACGGAGGCAGAGUCAAGUGCAUGAAGGUGUGGCCCACAGUUGAUCUGAAGAAGUUCGAGACACUGUCGUACCUUCCUCCCCUCACCACGGAGCAACUCAUCAAGCAAAUCGAUUACCUUCUCAAGCAAAAACUCAUUCCUUGCCUCGAAUUCGAGCUGCAGCACGGGUUCCCGUACCGUGAGAACAACAGGUCUCCCGGGUACUAUGAUGGGAGGUACUGGACCAUGUGGAAGCUGCCCAUGUUCGGUUGCACAGAUGCGGUUCAGGUCGUGAACGAGCUCAACGAGGCAAUCAAGGCUCACCCGGACGGCUUCAUCAGGAUCAUCGGCUUCGACAAUGUCCGCCAAGUCCAAAUCAUCGCUUUCAUUGCCUACAAGCCCCCGGGCUACUAG